AUGGUGGAUGUAGCAUAUAAUUUACUAGUAAGAUUAACAUCUUCUAACUCGUGUUGAGAGAUCGGUAUGAAUAUAUGUGACUUGGCAGCUACAUUGCUCUGUGUGUUUUGAUAUUAGUACAUGUAUAUUUAUCUCCGUUCCUAACGACCGCCAAUUGAAAACUCUCGUCUCAUUAGGGGAGUUAUUUUGUGGUCCCACCUAACGCGGGUGUCGCACUGCUUCAGUCAAUUGUGCCCCAAUGGUGCUUUGUGAGGAACCAGCCUCCCACUUACAAAGGCAAUCCUGUCUCUAAUGAGCCUUUUCUACCAAAGAGGCACCCUAUCCUAGCAACGUAAGGGUUGCCAUAGCAACCCGACGGAGUCUCUCCGACCUGCAGAGCUUCUAGGUGACCUGAGGGAUGGAUGGGUGGGCGCGCGCUGGCGGGGCUGACUACACACCAGCGGCGCGCAGGGAGUGACACGCGCGUUGGCCGCUCCGUACGUAACAGAGGGAAAAUAGAAGGCAGACGCAUUUCUUCCUUUUGAUGUCAGUUCGUCCGUAAGGGUACCAAGAUGUCCGCCACCUUGCUUGGCUUGUAAGUCUUUUCGGCGAGACCUCAGUGCGAGACUGACGGUGGAUGAAUGAGCACGGCGCCGAACGUGCUGCGCUUCGGGCGGAAGAACAGCGUCCAACCCCAGUCAACCUCCCCGGCCUUCGAACCCCGUGAUUCGCCCGAGCCAGUGACAGGAAAGAAAAUCAAGGAGCUGCACGAGUUCAACGUACAGAUUGCAGUCUACCGGGACCUACUCACUCACAUCGGCGGGAGGCGAGACACACUGGGCCUGAGGACAGAGAUCAGAAAAACUCGUUUCAAAUGUAUGGAACUGUUUUGUGCUCUCAAGCUGAGGGUUGAACCCCUGACACAAACACUUAAUUCGGACCAAAUGGAGGAGCUCCAGACGCGCGUACAUAACGUGUGUUGUGCCCUGGAGCUCUUCAUCAGGGAACUACAGAAGUCGUACCGUCUUACCUCCGCCUUUGAACCACGCGAGAAAAGACGAAAGUCUCGCGGCACGUCCAAACCGGAUGACCCCGGAGCGGACAGGUGGUCCCAGGCCUCCUGGGCGUCCCAGCUCUCCUCUGCGCUGGCCAGGCGGGCCUCUCAGGUGUCUGUGGUAGGUAGACAUCGCUUGUCCCAGGCAUCUAUCGGGAACACUCUCCAGACAAACGGGUGCUCGGUGGGGGGAUCGCCGCAGGAGGCCCCUGGGGAGCUGCACCCCUGGGUACCCGCCAUGGAGAGGAAGAAGUACGGCAAAACGGAGGAACUCGCAGCAAUACUAGGAGACAUUGUGUCCUCCCAAGCAACCCUGUGUGAGUUGUAUGAAAUCAUACCGACAGCCCAGGAAACAGCUCUGGAGGAACUACUUGAAGAAAAGAAGAGAAAAAUGCCUAGAUGUUUCUCGUUAGGAAUGUGCUGCUUUCGACCGGCAAUUGUAAUAUAAUGCAGAGACUCAAACAGCAGACUAUUCACCAAUACAACACCUACCUGACUGCACAUGAUUUGGAAGCAUCUCAUCUCAGGUAUUAUGCCACUGAUGGUGCAGAUGUGAACAGGCAAACAUAACGUUGACACAAUUUCAGAGCACGUUUGCGGGCAUUUUUCUUCUCUUGCAGCCAGGUGGUGCCAUUUACAAACAUAUUUUGAUCAUGACAUUCUCCCGGCUGAACUAGCAACAGAUUUGUAUUGGUUAUGGGGUUAGGCAGCAGGUGGAAAAGUACAAGAAAAAAGGGGACCAUGACGAAAAGACCUUCAUCCCAUCACACCAUACAUAGAUGACACAUCCAGCAUGCUAGCAGCCAAUCAGAUAGCUUCCUCAGAGGCCUUAGUACAUUUUAUGUAGUCUGAGACUUUUGAACUCUGAGAAAUGUGCAACUUUGAAUGAAAAAAA
Molecule: messenger RNA, 1928 nt
Organism: Branchiostoma floridae (Florida lancelet)
Lineage: Eukaryota; Metazoa; Chordata; Leptocardii; Amphioxiformes; Branchiostomatidae
Exons: 7
Coding region: 621-1481 (286 amino acids)
Biological process (GO): G protein-coupled receptor signaling pathway
Cellular component (GO): neuron projection
Source: RefSeq, a predicted model, not a curated record